Molecule: messenger RNA, 1664 nt
Organism: Ricinus communis (castor bean)
Lineage: Eukaryota; Viridiplantae; Streptophyta; Magnoliopsida; Malpighiales; Euphorbiaceae
Product: stearoyl-[acyl-carrier-protein] 9-desaturase, chloroplastic
Biological process (GO): fatty acid biosynthetic process; defense response
Cellular component (GO): chloroplast stroma
Molecular function (GO): stearoyl-[ACP] desaturase activity; stearoyl-CoA 9-desaturase activity
Source: RefSeq, marked provisional
AAAAGAAAAAGGUAAGAAAAAAAACAAUGGCUCUCAAGCUCAAUCCUUUCCUUUCUCAAACCCAAAAGUUACCUUCUUUCGCUCUUCCACCAAUGGCCAGUACCAGAUCUCCUAAGUUCUACAUGGCCUCUACCCUCAAGUCUGGUUCUAAGGAAGUUGAGAAUCUCAAGAAGCCUUUCAUGCCUCCUCGGGAGGUACAUGUUCAGGUUACCCAUUCUAUGCCACCCCAAAAGAUUGAGAUCUUUAAAUCCCUAGACAAUUGGGCUGAGGAGAACAUUCUGGUUCAUCUGAAGCCAGUUGAGAAAUGUUGGCAACCGCAGGAUUUUUUGCCAGAUCCCGCCUCUGAUGGAUUUGAUGAGCAAGUCAGGGAACUCAGGGAGAGAGCAAAGGAGAUUCCUGAUGAUUAUUUUGUUGUUUUGGUUGGAGACAUGAUAACGGAAGAAGCCCUUCCCACUUAUCAAACAAUGCUGAAUACCUUGGAUGGAGUUCGGGAUGAAACAGGUGCAAGUCCUACUUCUUGGGCAAUUUGGACAAGGGCAUGGACUGCGGAAGAGAAUAGACAUGGUGACCUCCUCAAUAAGUAUCUCUACCUAUCUGGACGAGUGGACAUGAGGCAAAUUGAGAAGACAAUUCAAUAUUUGAUUGGUUCAGGAAUGGAUCCACGGACAGAAAACAGUCCAUACCUUGGGUUCAUCUAUACAUCAUUCCAGGAAAGGGCAACCUUCAUUUCUCAUGGGAACACUGCCCGACAAGCCAAAGAGCAUGGAGACAUAAAGUUGGCUCAAAUAUGUGGUACAAUUGCUGCAGAUGAGAAGCGCCAUGAGACAGCCUACACAAAGAUAGUGGAAAAACUCUUUGAGAUUGAUCCUGAUGGAACUGUUUUGGCUUUUGCUGAUAUGAUGAGAAAGAAAAUUUCUAUGCCUGCACACUUGAUGUAUGAUGGCCGAGAUGAUAAUCUUUUUGACCACUUUUCAGCUGUUGCGCAGCGUCUUGGAGUCUACACAGCAAAGGAUUAUGCAGAUAUAUUGGAGUUCUUGGUGGGCAGAUGGAAGGUGGAUAAACUAACGGGCCUUUCAGCUGAGGGACAAAAGGCUCAGGACUAUGUUUGUCGGUUACCUCCAAGAAUUAGAAGGCUGGAAGAGAGAGCUCAAGGAAGGGCAAAGGAAGCACCCACCAUGCCUUUCAGCUGGAUUUUCGAUAGGCAAGUGAAGCUGUAGGUGGCUAAAGUGCAGGACGAAACCGAAAUGGUUAGUUUCACUCUUUUUCAUGCCCAUCCCUGCAGAAUCAGAAGUAGAGGUAGAAUUUUGUAGUUGCUUUUUUAUUACAAGUCCAGUUUAGUUUAAGGUCUGUGGAAGGGAGUUAGUUGAGGAGUGAAUUUAGUAAGUUGUAGAUACAGUUGUUUCUUGUGUUGUCAUGAGUAUGCUGAUAGAGAGCAGCUGUAGUUUUGUUGUUGUGUUCUUUUAUAUGGUCUCUUGUAUGAGUUUCUUUUCUUUCCUUUUCUUCUUUCCUUUCCUCUCUCUCUCUCUCUCUCUCUCUCUCUUUUUCUCUUAUCCCAAGUGUCUCAAGUAUAAUAAGCAAACGAUCCAUGUGGCAAUUUUGAUGAUGGUGAUCAGUCUCACAACUUGAUCUUUUGUCUUCUAUUGGAAACACAGCCUGCUUGUUUG